This is a messenger RNA of Epinephelus moara (kelp grouper), 7905 nucleotides long. It is a transcript of the gene impg2a, whose product is annotated as interphotoreceptor matrix proteoglycan 2a. The record is from RefSeq and is a predicted model, not a curated record. The transcript is spliced from 22 exons. Gene Ontology annotation, molecular function: heparin binding; hyaluronic acid binding. Lineage: Eukaryota; Metazoa; Chordata; Actinopteri; Perciformes; Serranidae. Gene Ontology annotation, biological process: visual perception. Bases 242 to 4084 code for a protein of 1280 amino acids.
CUGCCUAUCUACCUGAGCCAGGAGCUGUCCUCUCCGCACCGUGGGACACACCUCUCUUCAGCUACACAGGAAACCAGCAUGUCAUAGUGUCGUCAAAUGAUUUCUGUACGUGCUUCUGGUAUUUUUCUGCGUCUGGAGACUUUCUGAACUAUGCAAACUUGUAAGAAGCUGUUGAGAGGAAGUACAUAUCUACUUGAUCCUUUUCCAAGUCCACGGAUUUAAAUACAAUCACGGAUUUAACAUGAGCAUUGUAUCUUGGAAGCUGGUUUUCUACUCUGCUGCGUUUAGUUUAGUGGUCGUGUUUUUGGACAUAGGGACAGAUGCAACACUGGAGGGUUCCUCAAUGGGUUACCUGAGUCUACCUUAUAGUCAGGAGCCUGAGGUGUUUCCACAGGUCGUUCAUGUAUCCGAUGUCAAGGUAUCUGAUGAAGCCCAACCAGUUAUCUCGAGACGGAAACGGAACAUCCUUUUCCCAAGUGGAGUCAAACUCUGUGCACAAGAGACCGCCCAGCAAGUCAUCGCAAACCACCUGAGCUACUUUCAUCUCAGAGUGUGCCAGGAGACCAUAUGGGAGGCUUUCAAGAUCUUCUGGGACCGCCUGCCAGAGCAAGAAGAGUACCAAAGCUGGAUGAGCCAGUGCCAGGAGGGCACAGUCAUGGCACAAGAUAUUGGCAGCUACUUUAGCCAAUCAGAGGAGCAUCAGGCUCUGGUUAAAAAGAGAAUGUCACUGCCAGGUUUGAAAAGUGAGCCCACCAGGUCCUGGCAACACAUGUGCAGCUCUCCAACACCAAGAGCACCGGAAGCGGUGGAAGCUCCUGAGCUAGAAGAGACAGCUAAAGAAGAGGAGGUGGAGGAAGCAGCCGCCAUUGUCCCAGAGGUGGAGGAGAAUCCACUGGACAAUGACAUUGCCGUGCAGCCUCCCACCCCGGCUGUGCUGGAGCAGGUGGUGGAGCUGAGCAUCCUCCUGACUGGAGAGAUGUACAAUGACGACCUCAAUGAUCCAGCCAGCCUCCAGCACCAAACGCUCAGCAGACAGCUUGCUGAAAAGAUCGAGGACGCUUUGCAGGGGCUUCCUGGAUUUAAGAGUGUGUCCGUGCUGGACUUCAGGCCCCCGAAGGACACCCAAGGGCUGGGUGGUGUUGUGGUGGACUACGCUGUCACAGUGGCGGUGGAUGGAACAGGAGUGAGCAUGGAGCAACUGGACUACCUGACGCUGCAGUCGAACCUGGUGGAGAGCUCAUACCGUGAGGUCGUGGAGCUCCCCACGGUGGUCUACACCAUCAGCGAGGUGAAGAACUUCAUCACUGAAGCCCUGCAUAACGACGCACUGGAGAGCGUGUCUGAGGCCCCUGAGUCUGUCAACGCUGCAGACGGAGCCGCGAUUAAUGCUGCCGAUGAGUCAACGGACGUCAUGAUCCUGGAAGAGGACACAGAGGAUGUCAACAAAGAUGAUGUCCUGCCCGAGCUCUCUGAAACUAACACAGUGUCCGCAGCAGAAAAUGACGUAAUUGUUCUGGAGGAGAGUGUAGUUGUGUCUCCUGCUCCUGUCCUGACCACGAGUGCACCUCAAGCUGGCAGCAUUGAGGAGGAGGGUCUGUUACCAGGGGACACUGUGCAGACUCCUGCUGUAGAAAACCCCCCACCAGAGGAACUCCCAGCUGAGCUUCCCUCCCCUGAGCUGCCAGAGGACCUCAUGCUGCCUGAACCACCAGUGGAGGUCGAGGCCUCUGGUUCAGGCACAGCCAACGUGGAAGACCUGCUCCAGCCAUCUACACCCACAGAAGAAGUGUCUGUUGAGAAGACUGGAUCAGAAGAUGGGCUGAUAAUAGAAGAUGUCCCCAUAGAUGCAGAUGCAAUCUCUGAAGCUGAAACUGUGGAUGUUGAGGUUGCGGCAAUUGAAGAAGAACCUACUACUACUACUCUGGAAGAGGCAGAGGCAACUCUGGAAGAGGCAGAAGCAACCCUAGAUGAGACAGAGGCAACUCCGGAAGAGGCAGAGACAACUCUAGAUGAGGCAAAGGCAACUCUAGAUGAGGCAGAGACAACUCUAGAUGAGGCAGAGGCAACUCCGGAAGAGGCAGAGGCAACUCCGGAAGAGGCAGAGGCAACUCCGGAAGAGGCAGAGGCAACUCUAGAUGAGGCAGAGGCAACUCCGGAAGAGGCAGAGGCAACUCUGGAAGAGGAUGAGGCAGAGGCAACUCCGGAAGAGGCAGAGGCAACUCUGGAAGAGGCAGAGGCAACUCUGGAUGAGGCAGAGGCAACUCUGGAUGAGGCAGAGAUUCCAGAGGAGCUAGAGAUCUCUACAAUCGCAACUGAGACCACAGAAGAAGAAGGCCUACCUGCCCUGGUCCCUCCUCAUGAUGCUGUAGAUGUAGCGAGCGAAGCAUCAGAGCUGGAGGCUGCAGAAACAGGUCUGCUUCCUGUUGGUGAAGACUCGGUGGAGGGCACAGAAGAAGACUCAAACCUCACAGAUGUUCCGUCCGCAGAUGAGGAAGUUAACCCAGAAGAACCUGUGGAAGACGCAGAAGUCAACGUGAUGGUGACGUACCCUGAGGAACCUGUAUUUGAAGAGGGUGGCAUGGACAGCGAGGGACAAGAGGUGAAGGAAGCUCCCGGAGCUCCAUCUGUAGAGGAAGUAGGCCCAGCAGCUCCAGAGAUCUCAACAGAGGAUCUGACAGAGGAUGAGAUCUUGCUGGUUAACAGAGAUGAACUGGAGCCACCAGUGACAGAUUCUCUGAUCCCUGCUGAACCAACUGCCCUGUCUCCAGAGAGGGAGUCGCCUUUCACCCGCAUCUCUGACGUCAACCCUGCCCCUGAGCAACCUGACAUCAUCAUCCCUUCAGUGGUGGAGAUCCAGACCACUAACAGCGGCUUGGAUGAUGCCACCAAUGGAGACCAGGACUAUGAUGUGAUACAUUAUGGUUAUGGUUUGAUUAACCACACAGAGGAGGGCAGUACUGGCUUCCCGUUUGGUGUGGCACACGGCACAGACCAUGUCAGUCUUGCCAUGCCUGUGAACCCUGGACGAGCACUGAUGGUGUUCUUCAGCCUGAGGGUGACCAACAUGAUCUUCUCCGACGAUCUCUUCAACAAGAGCUCCCCAGAAUACAAAGCUUUGGAGCAGCGCUUCAUAGAGCUGCUUGUGCCCUACCUGCAGUCCAACCUGAGUAACUUUGAGAACCUGGAAAUCCUGAACUUCAGGAACGGGAGCAUUGUGGUCAACAGCCGGAUGAAAUUUGGCAAACCUGUGCCACAAAGCGUCACCACUACUGUCUAUCUGAUCCUGGAGGACUUCUGCAACACAGCCUACCAGACCAUGAACCUGGCCAUCGAUAAGUACUCACUGGACGUGGAGUCAGGUGACAAGGCCGACCCUUGUAAGUUCCAGGCGUGUAACGAGUACGCGGAGUGUAAAGUGAACAAGUGGUCGGGGGAGGCGGAGUGUGUCUGUAAUGCCGGCUACUUCAGCGUGGACGGCCUGCCUUGUCAGAGUAUCUGUGAGCUGCGCACUGACUUUUGCCUCAAUGACGGCAAGUGUGACAUCAUCCCCGGCCAGGGAGCCAUCUGCAGGUGUCGUGUCGGGGAGAACUGGUGGUACAGAGGAGAGCACUGUGAGGAGUACGUGUCCGAGCCGCUUGUGGUUGGCAUAGCGAUCGCCUCAGUAGCGGGAUUCCUGUUGGUAGCCUCCGGAGUCAUCUUCUUCCUCGCCAGGACGUUACGGGACCAGUAUGACAAGGAUGAGUCAGAGGACCCCAUACGGCGAGCAGAGAGUCUCCCGUCUCUGGAGAGGGCGACCAAGUACAACCCCAUGUAUGAGAGUGAGGCCACCACAGGCUACAGCCACUACUACCGCCGCUACCCUGAAGCUCCUGUGUACAGCAGCGCCAGCGCUGAGGCCUCCACUGAUUUCAGCAGCGAAGAGAUACGACACAUCUAUGAGAACAGUGAACUGACCAAAGAGGAAAUCCAAGACAGGAUACGCAUUAUUGAGCUCUACGCAAAGGACCGGCAGUUUGCAGACUUUGUACGGCAUCAUCAAGCCGUCGUGGAUACCCGCAGAGAGAGCUCCUCGGUGCACACAUGAAGCUCUACUGUAAACAAGAAACUUGCCUCUCUGUUAAAAACUGAAGCUCCCUGUCAAGACUCUCCACUUUCUUCAUCAUGGCACUGUGCGCUCAUGGACUGUUUGAGAUGGACUGUCAUUCAGCACGCUGCUCUUUACUUUCCUGACCAACGACCUCGCUCUGUCUGUCUCUCUGCGUACGUCCCUGAAGUGUUGACUCUUCUUCUUCCUUCUUUUGUGCCUUCUCUUGACUGGGUGAGCUGGUUGUGACAUCGAGUGUUUGCUGCUCAUCUGCUGGACAUCUCCUUUCAUGGGAAAACUGGACCGCAUCCUAUUACUUGAAAUGUUCAUCACAAUUCUGUCUACGCUAGUACUGUUGUUUAGUCAAAUAUCGAGUUUUGUGUCAUCAUGUCAUAACUAUCCAUUCUUUUAAAGGGAAGAACUUAAAACUGUGAAUAUGUAUAUAGUGUUGCCGUUGGUAUGUUUGCUAGUUAAAGGGGACCUAUCAUGCUUUUCUGUAUUUUCUAUAUAAUUGUAGAAUGUCAGAUGUUCAUGUUAAACGUGGCCAAAGUUUUAAAUAAUGAGGUAAUUGUAUAAAAUAAUCCCUGUAUGCAAAAACUUAAGGCAUGAGAUCGUUAGCUUGGGACAGAUUUUGUUAUAUGGUCAUCUGCUCCAACCACGCUACGGCAAGUGUUUACAUUACAUACACUGCUACAAGAAGCUUCAUGCUAACAUCAGGGAAACAUGUAAUCUUUGAUAGCGAUGUUGUCAAUUCGUCCCCGAUUUUGGAUCAUAUUUCUGUUGAAACAUGACUGGUUGUGAAAAUUUUGGUUUAGAAGCAUUUAUUGGUGGUUUUUCACAGGAUUUUUUAUGGCUGCAAGUACACUGCUACAUGUAGCUAUCUGCUAACGCCAGGGAAACAUGUAAUUUUUGUUGGCAAUGUUGUUAAUAUGUCCCUGAUUUCUUAUCACAUUCCUGCUGAAGCAUGUCUGGUUGUGAAGAUUUUGAUUUAGAAGCAUUGAUUGGUGGUUUUUCACAGGAUAUUUUAUGGCUGCAAGUACACUGGUACAUGUUGCUGCCUGCUAACGUCAGGAAAACAUGUAAUCUUGGCUGCAGAUAUCUUUAAUUUCUUCCCAAUUUAAGAUAAAAUCCCUGCUCAAACAUGUCCAGUUGUGUUUAAAAGCUCUAACUGGUGAUUUUUCAUUGGAGAAAGUGGCGUCAUACAUGAUCAUUCCCUAGCUGCAAGUACACUGCUACAAGUAGCAAUAUGCUAAUGUCAGGGAAACCUGUAAUCUUGAUUGUUAAUGUUAUUAAUUUGUCCCUGAUUUGGAUCAUGUUUCUGCUGGAACAUGUCUGGUUGGUUAUUCACUGUUACAGUCAUUCUCCUGGCUGCAAUGACAGUGCAGAGAUGCUGAGAUACAGAAGACCAGAUUACGCUGACCAAUCAGAACAGACUGGGCUUUUUUAGGAGGGUGUCGUAAACAGACAGGCGCUAAAUGUUUCAAAAAGAUGGGGUGAAUACAGGUAUUCCAGUACAGACAGUAUGAGGAAUGUUUUCUUUUACAUUAAAGCAUGUAAAUAUGUUCCACUAGACACCCAAAAUACAAGUAUGGACCUGAAAAUGAGCAUGACAGGUCCCCUUUUAUGCCCAGUUCAGACCACAGAUUCGCGUUGAGAUGAGUUGAAACAGGCAACUACUUGCGAUGCGCUGUUCUGUAAUGUUCUAAGAACCUGCCAGUUCACACCAAUGCAACUACAUGAAAUGGUGUAUCAUCUAACUGCAACAGCUCUCUGUACUUAUGUUCUGAUUUCCAGCUUUUCAGGCUUAUUUUGUGGCUGAAUAUAAUUUAUAGCUUCUUAAAAUAUGAUUGAGGAUAGUGAUAGUGAGAUACUGGCUACAGCUGCAUUUGGAACUGUAAAAAACAAGCAUCAGAUGGACUGUAUUCAGGAUAUAUACGCCACAAUAAUAUGAAUAACCAGCACCAAUCUCAUUAGUCAAUGAGAAUGUGUGUGUGAGGGGGGCAUAAGCACAUACAGAUGGCAGCAGCAGCUACCCACCGUCCGACAUCGAGUUCCUCAGCGGACUUCACUACAAGCCAAUUGGCUGUUGAAAUCUGCGAGCAGCCUUGCGUUUUAAAACCAGCUGCCGGCGAUGUGACCAGUUGAGUUGCAGGUGACACCAUCAGCCAGCUUGAGUGGAGCUUAGACGGCUAGUUCACACCGCUGCAACUUUUCUCUGCAGCGUUCUGAAAGGGUUUUGUCUUGUCACAAAUCUUUGGUCUGAACUGGGCUUUAGAUGUUAAGAUAUUUAAGAUAUAUGAAAUUUACUCUUUAUGUUUUCUCAGAGAGACGCGAGUGGCUCUCUUUUAGUCAAUGGUGCUAUCUUAAUUUUAAAAUAUUUACAAUUUAAAAUCAACACCGGUGGAUCAGCUCUGUAUGAACUACUGUACAUUAAAUGAAUAGUCAAACAUUAUUAUCUUUCUAUUAUAGGCUGAGAUGACUCUCAUAUUUGUCCAGUACAUAUGAAGCUACUGCUGUUAGCUUAGCUUAGCAUAAAGGCUGGAAACAGGUGGAAACAGCUGGCCUGACUCUGUCCACAUGUAACAAAAUUUGCCAAUAUAAGCAUGUAGGCCCUGCAUAUUAAACAAAUAAAAUAUAACGUGUUAUUGAGGGAACGUUAGAAGUGCUUUUGGACAGACCCAGGCUCGCUGUUUCCACCUGUUUCCAGUCUUUGUGCUAAGCCAAAAAGCUGCUUGCUGUAGCCCAACAUUUAAUGCAAUUCCCAAAAUGUCAAACUAUUCCUUUAAGAUGGCCAAAUGUAGUGAUGGUGUAUAUAUUAUUGCUGUUCAUCAAUGUAAAAGCAGCCUUUCACAAUCUGAAUAUUAUUCCAGCUACUUUUCUCCUGGCAGGUGAUUUCUCUGCCUUUUUAAUGGCUCCAUCCAUCAGAAGCUUCGCUGUGUGUUUGUAAAUGUACGACGUGGUAGACAUGACAAAGUAAAAACAGUGGUGAUGGGAGAAAAGCAGAGAGCAUGAACCCUCUAUAGCUCUGAGAUUCAGAAAUAAGUGAAAACACGUUUCAGUGGAAAAAUGCUGCGGGGCCAAGCAUCCCAGGGAUUUGAUCAAAUGGUCUGCUUUCAGAUGUCAUAUGUAAUGCAACUGAGGGAACAGGAAAAGCAGGCUGAUAAACAACAUGUGCUAGUUGGAGAGACAACCUCAAGCUGUGUCUCCUGCUGAAAAAACCUCAAGGUUACCAGCGAUUCUUUAAAAAACGAUCUGCCCUGUGACUACUUGUUUGGCCCUGAUCCUGCUCCUCAAUCUGAAAAACCGUCUGACAGACUAAUCCCAGUGUUUUCUUUGGUAUUCUCACAUGUUCCUCUCUGGACUUGUUCUGCUUGAUCCCUCUUGUCCCUCGAGUGGACCCUCACAGCUGCAGCUGAUUACGAUCUGUAGGUUUUAGAUUGUUGUCGGCCGGUGUGACCGUCAGAAUCAGACACGUAGAUCAUGUCCUAGCUUCUUGUUUACAUUACGUGCUUCUUUGCUGUUAUUGUAGAGGUCCACACAGGUGACAAACACCAGUGAAGCAGACUCCUGUGACAGUGUCAUGCCUUUUGCAAUCUGCAUAUUCCAUUGUGUUUUUAUAUGCAUGCUUUUUUAAGUGUCUGCAUACGUCCUCCAUCUGCCACCUGGACAAACGGCCAAUCACCCCACACAGUAUUCUGUCAUGUAAAUAACUGUGAAGACGUUAACAGUCGUAGGAUGUAAAUCAUGUUUGUCUCAAAUGUUUUAAUAUAUGAACAUAUUCUUUUUAUACUGAUAACUGUUUCACCACUUUAACAGUGUUA